AUGACAUACGAGAAAAAAUUGCAGCAGACAUUAAGAAACAACUUUUCUAAACAUACCUUAUACCUAAAUGCUAUAAGUUUGAAAUUGAACGUAAAAAGAGGUGGUAAAAAAGUGAACAUGAGCAACGUACUUGGUAAGCUCUAUUUAAAAGUGCAAAUGGUUUCAGAAAAAUCUGAAGCUAAAAAUAUUAUAUUCAGCUUUGAAUUUUGUGACCGUCAUACGAGCAACGCUGGGAUUAGCCACAUCUUAAAGUUUCAUUUAUUAACAAGACAUCUCAAUCAUACUUUCUGA
Clunio marinus is the source of this 291-nucleotide messenger RNA. Lineage: Eukaryota; Metazoa; Arthropoda; Insecta; Diptera; Chironomidae. The record is from the annotation of a GenBank genome assembly.